Messenger RNA from Seriola aureovittata, 1881 nucleotides. It is a transcript of the gene kdelr2b, whose product is annotated as KDEL endoplasmic reticulum protein retention receptor 2b. Gene Ontology annotation, biological process: endoplasmic reticulum to Golgi vesicle-mediated transport; protein retention in ER lumen. The transcript is spliced from 5 exons. The record is from RefSeq and is a predicted model, not a curated record. Gene Ontology annotation, cellular component: endoplasmic reticulum; cis-Golgi network; membrane. Bases 168 to 806 code for a protein of 212 amino acids. NCBI's taxonomy places the organism in Eukaryota, Metazoa, Chordata, Actinopteri, Carangiformes, Carangidae. Gene Ontology annotation, molecular function: ER lumen protein retrieval receptor activity.
CGCUCUUUACUCGCCAUUUUCCCAUCUUCUGAAGCCAGAAUCGGUCUAUUCUAGUGUCACUGUGUCACUCGGAACUGUUAGCUCGUUAAUUAAUUGCUACCGGAGACGAACGGAGCUCUUUAUAGAGUCUUAAACAUCGGUUUGCUUCUGCCGGAGCUCCAACAAACAUGAACAUUUUCAGGCUAACCGGCGAUCUCUCUCACCUAGCAGCCAUCAUCAUCCUGCUGCUAAAAAUAUGGAAAACCAGGUCUUGUGCCGGUAUUUCUGGAAAGAGUCAAGUCCUCUUUGCCUUGGUGUUCACCACUCGGUACCUGGACCUGCUCACCUCCUUCAUCUCUCUCUACAACACCACCAUGAAGAUCAUCUACAUUGGAUGUGCGUAUGCCACUGUGUACCUGAUCUACAUUAAGUUCAAGGCAACUUACGAUGGUAACCACGACACGUUCAGAGUGGAGUUCCUGGUUGUCCCUGUUGGUGGUCUGGCUUUCUUGGUUAACCACGACUUUUCUCCCCUGGAGAUCCUGUGGACUUUCUCCAUCUACUUGGAGUCGGUGGCCAUCCUGCCCCAGCUCUUCAUGAUCAGCAAGACGGGUGAGGCCGAGACCAUCACCACCCACUACCUGUUCUUCCUGGGACUCUACAGAGCCGUCUACCUCAUCAACUGGAUAUGGAGGUUCUACUUUGAGGGAUUCUUUGACAUGAUCGCCAUCGUUGCUGGAGUGGUGCAGACCAUCCUCUACUGCGAUUUCUUCUAUUUGUAUGUAACAAAAGUGCUGAAAGGAAAGAAGCUUAGUCUUCCAGCCUAAGUGCCAAAGAGGAGAAUCUUGGCAGACUCCGAGCGGGGGAUCAAAGGGGAGGCGGAGUGUUAGUGGACACCCCUGCCCCACUCUCCCACCACCACCACCACCACCACCUCCUCCUCUUCCCCUCCCGCCACAGCGUAAGAUGCCUGAGACAGAGAACGAGUGGGAGCCGCUGACUGCACCUUCCUCUGAUCCAGAAUCAGUGGAAUCAGAACACCUUCAGAGGCUGGUCCAAGGCCUUCGGAUUUCUGUUUGAUGCAUCUUGCCUUAACUGUUUUUUAUUACUCUGUAUAAAGGAAGAAAAAAGCGAGAAAAGUUUUCUACAUAAGAUGUGUACUCUGAAGAUUCGACACAUUGGUGAAUAAGACCUGAAGAUAUAAAAUUGCCUGUGAUUUGGCAUUGUACCAUACUGAGGCGGACUUCUUGUGGUGGGAUAUUAUUGACUCGAGCGUUUGUAAUAAUAGUAUUUGCAUUGGAAAUAAAUGUGCAUUGUUUUUCCUGAAUUAAUUUGGGGAGGAAUUUGUUGAAGCCUCAUAACUUUGGUGAGCAAGUCGUUCUUGUUUUGCUCAUCUGUUUCUGACCAGUAUGCAUUCCCAUGUAUAAAGACUUUGUUUCAGUUUCCCUCAGUAGAAAACAAAUCUAAGAUAGACGCCAUCUUUUAAAUACAAACAAAAAAAAAAGGAUCUCAGACGUUGUAACUCUUGAGUUAUAUUUUUGUUCAGAUGCCUUCAGAAUUGACCAGUAUUCAUUGCUUCUGUGGUAUUUUACUUUUUACUAUAUUGAGCAAAAUACUUAAAAGAAAAAAAACACAACAUGAAAAAGAAAAGGGUUGAAAGGAUGCCAAUAAACUCUCAUCACUGUAAAUGGCUUUCCUCAUUUGUAUACUUCCAUUCAUGACCCAACAAAGAUGCUUUGUCACCUGUAAUUAUAGUUCAUCGCCCAGCUCAUUUAUUUCAGACACAAUGUGCUGUACGUGAAGUUUCACUACAGAGAUUGAUUUUUUUUUUUUUCUUUUAGGUGCAGAUGUAUUUAUUUUUUAUCUUCCUGGUUUUCAAUAAACAGAGUCCAUCGAAGAGUC